AUGGUUUUGGAGGGUAGCUCGGAGGCCCUGUGUCCCCCGCCCUCACUGGAGCUGCGCCCGUCCUGCAACAAGAGCCAGCCCUCGCCUCCCCUGGGCUCAUGCUCCACGCCCCACGACGGACUCUUCCCCGGGGACAAGGAGCCCGUCAAAUACGGGGAGCUCAUCGUCUUAGGGCACAAUGGUUCCUUGGCCAAUGGGGAUAAGGGGCGAAGGAGAAGUCGUCUGGCCCUCUACAAGAGACCCAAAGCCAACGGGGUCAAACCUGAUGUCAUCCACAAUGUCUCGACCCCUCUGGUGUCAAAGGCCCUCAGCAACAAAAGCCAGCACAGCAUCUCUUACACCCUGUCCAGGAGUCACUCGGUCAUUGUAGAGUACACUCAUGACACCAACACAGACAUGUUUCAGAUCGGGCGUUCUACAGAGAGCAUGAUUGACUUUGUGGUGACGGACACAGCGGGCAGCAGCACCAGUGGUGGUGGCGGUGGGUGGCAGGUCCAGGGGGCGGCAGGCGAGGGGGUCGGAGGAGGGGGGCAGUCGGCCCAGAGCACAAUCUCCCGCUACGCGUGCCGCAUAAUGUGCGAGCGCAACGCCCCUUACACGGCCCGCAUCUACGCCGCCGGCUUCGACUCCUCCAAAAACAUCUUCCUGGGGGAGCGGGCUGCCAAAUGGCGAACGUCAGACGGCUUGAUGGACGGCCUGACCACCAAUGGCGUGUUGGUGAUGCACCCGGCGGGAGAUUUUGUGUCGGAGCCGGCGCCAGGCGUGUGGCGGGAGAUCUCGGUGUGCGGGAACGUCUUCGCCCUGCGGGAGACGCGCUCGGCCCAACAGAGGGGAAAAUUGGUGGAGAACGAGUCCAACACCCUGCAGGACGGCUCUCUGAUUGACCUGUGCGGCGCCACCCUCCUGUGGCGUACCCCGACGGGCCUGCGCCGCACCCCCACCCUCAAGCAGCUGGAGUCCCUCCGCCAGGAGCUGAAUGCCGCCCGGCCCCAGUGCCCCGUGGGUUUCAACACCCUGGCCUUCCCCAGCCUGGCCCGGCGAGAGAUUGUUGACAAGAAGCAGCCCUGGGUCUAUGUCAACUGUGGUCACGUGCACGGCUACCACAACUGGGGCUACCGGAAAGACAAGGGCCACAACGUGGGCCCCGGGGGGAUGGCUCCGGCGAGUACCGGGGAGAGGGAGUGCCCCAUGUGCCGGCGCGUGGGCCCCUACGUGCCCCUGUGGCUUGGCUGCGAGGGCGGGCUGUACCUGGACGCUGGGCCACCGACGCACGCCUUCUGCCCCUGCGGCCACGUGUGCUCUGAAAAAACUGUGGCGGGCUGGAGCCAAAUCCCGCUGCCGCACGGAACGCACGCCUUCCACGCCGCAUGCCCCUUCUGCGGCACCUGGCUGACUGGCGAGCAGGGGCACAUCAAACUCAUCUUUCAGGGGCCCGUCGACUGA
Salvelinus namaycush (lake trout) is the source of this 1443-nucleotide messenger RNA. RefSeq names its product E3 ubiquitin-protein ligase pellino homolog 1-like. Lineage: Eukaryota; Metazoa; Chordata; Actinopteri; Salmoniformes; Salmonidae. The record is from RefSeq and is a predicted model, not a curated record. Gene Ontology annotation, biological process: protein K63-linked ubiquitination; regulation of Toll signaling pathway. Gene Ontology annotation, molecular function: protein binding; ubiquitin protein ligase activity. The coding region runs from base 1 to 1443 and encodes 480 amino acids. The transcript has 6 exons.